Clupea harengus (Atlantic herring) is the source of this 3505-nucleotide messenger RNA. It is a transcript of the gene ppp1caa, whose product is annotated as protein phosphatase 1, catalytic subunit, alpha isozyme a. The record is from RefSeq and is a predicted model, not a curated record. NCBI's taxonomy places the organism in Eukaryota, Metazoa, Chordata, Actinopteri, Clupeiformes, Clupeidae. Gene Ontology annotation, molecular function: protein serine/threonine phosphatase activity. Gene Ontology annotation, cellular component: nucleus; cytoplasm.
UCCCCCUUUAGCUAUCUCUGAGUAAUACGGCCUUUUUAAAGUUCCGAAGGGGAAAGGGGAAGGGAGACCUGAAAGAGAAGAAAAGGAUAGGAACUUUAGGGGACAGGUCUCUGGUCCAUAAAAACGGAAGAAAUCAGUCGAAUGGAAAAUAUUUGUUGAACAUAUAUAUAUAUUUUUGUAUUUUAUGAAGAUAUAUAUUAUAGGGUGUAUAUCGAUUAUACGGGUAGCUAACUGCUAGCCAUCAAGCUAUUUUGGCGUGCUAGCUGCGAACAGACCGACAGCAAGGCAGCUAGCAUAAUAACCAAACGACAAAGGAAAUAAAGCCAGCAAACUAGACUUAAACGAAAAUAUCCUUUUGUAUCUUUCGCCCGCUGUGGGUUGGGGCCUUAGCUACUUUUGACUAACCUGCGAAAUUCUACCAAGCGAAAAGCCUGACUGCCUGAAAAAAUCUUCAAAAAUUAAUUAAAAUGGCGGAGCCGGACAAAUUAAACAUCGACUCCAUAAUACAGCGUCUUCUGGAAGUGAAGGGCUCUCGGCCAGGCAAGAAUGUGCAGCUGACAGAGAACGAGAUCCGUGGCCUCUGCCUCAAGUCCCGGGAAAUCUUCCUCAGCCAGCCAAUCCUGCUGGAGCUCGAGGCGCCACUCAAGAUCUGCGGUGAUGUACACGGCCAGUACUACGACCUGCUGCGGCUCUUUGAGUACGGUGGCUUUCCUCCCGAGAGCAACUACCUGUUCCUGGGCGACUACGUGGACAGAGGCAAGCAGUCCUUGGAGACCAUAUGUCUGCUGCUGGCCUACAAGGUGAAAUACCCCGAGAACUUCUUCCUGCUGCGCGGCAACCACGAGUGCGCCUCCAUCAACCGCAUCUAUGGCUUCUACGACGAGUGCAAGAGGCGGUAUAAUAUCAAACUUUGGAAGACCUUCACAGACUGCUUCAACUGUUUACCUGUUGCUGCCAUUGUAGACGAGAAGAUCUUCUGUUGCCAUGGCGGACUCUCUCCUGACCUGCAGUCUAUGGAGCAGAUUCGUCGUGUGAUGCGUCCCACAGACGUGCCCGACCAGGGUCUUCUGUGCGAUCUGCUGUGGGCCGACCCCGACAAGGAUGUGUUGGGCUGGGGAGAGAAUGACCGUGGCGUCUCCUUCACGUUUGGUGCAGACGUGGUGGCCAAGUUCCUGCACAAACACGACAUGGACCUUAUAUGCAGGGCGCAUCAGGUGGUAGAAGACGGCUAUGAGUUCUUUGCCAAGAGACAGCUUGUCACUCUUUUCUCGGCGCCCAACUAUUGUGGAGAGUUUGACAAUGCUGGAGCCAUGAUGAGUGUGGAUGAGACACUCAUGUGCUCCUUCCAGAUUCUCAAACCUGCGGAUAAGAAGCUGUAUAGUUACGGUGGAGGAGGAGGUAUGGGCUCAGGCCGCCCAGUGACCCCGCCACGAAAUUCAGCCAAGGGUGCAAAAGCCAAGAAAUAACACCCGCUGGAUGUCCCCUCCCCCCCCCCCCGACAUUUCCUUUCUUUCCCUCCUCCUCUUUCUCUACCUCCCGCCCAUCUCUCCAUCUCUCGCCCACAUCACCAAACAGCAACAUAAGCAAAACUUAUACCCAGGGUUUUAGCCACCUCCCUUCUUUUCCUGUUUUCUUCUUUUUCUUUUAGUUUUUCUUUCAUUUUUUGUAAUUAAUAUCUUGUGAUGUAUGAGGGUGACGCUGUAUGCGUGUGUUUCCGUAUGUAUGUGUGCGAGGUUUGUAAAAUUCUUUGUGCUCGUCCUGCCUCCCUUUAACCCCCCCCCUAAAAUGUGUCUCCCCCCUUAGUCCUCUUAGGGAGAUGUCUGGUCUCAAAGGCAGCAGUGAGAAUGCACACCCAGGCACAAAGGAUGUGUUUUUGAAGUAGAAAAAGUCAAAUGGGAUGGGGUGGACAAAAUGUGGAGACGGGAGCAUAAGUAUGGGUGGAGCCACUGCUAUGUAUGUCCAGGCUGUCGUGUGUAUUAAUGCUGAACACAAACCUUUUAUCCUGUUGUCAGAGGGAGGACCAGCCUGUCUGUACUGUAACACAUUUAUACACAUGCACACAAUCUCUCAACCACUGAUACCAGGAUUCAACACGUGUAGACCGACUACAGGGGUCAGACAAAGGGGGUAUUGGUCUCUGAAACCCAGUGAUUUUUAACUCAAUCAUGGAUGUGAAAUUCUUAUUUUUUUCUUUUUCUCAAUGAUAAAUAAAGAGAACUGUUUAUUUAAAAAAACAAAAAAAAAACAAUGACGAAAUGCCCCACUUUGCUUACUGCUUGUUCCUGGUCAAGUUCACCUUUGCACCUUUCUGAUAAUAUUUGGACAAGUUUGUUGCUUUUUUUUGUGUUUGUUACCCUCCUCUCCUCUCUUCCCUUUUUGAAUAACGAGUGCUGUUUCAUUGGAGCCUCCAGAUCCCUUCAGGGUUGAAUAGCAGGGAUCUUUUGAUGAAUAACAACCACUUCCUGCCUGUCUACCCCUGACUGUACCCCCACCAAAAAAUCACUUUGGCCUUCUCUGAGUUUCAUUACCUGGAACUGACUGUAAAUACAAGGCCAGCCCCUCAUCAGUUAUGUCUUCAUCAACAGACCUCCUUUUGAUCCUUUCAAUAGAUCCCUCUCUUUUUUUUUGUCUUUAUCUGCCUACCAUCAAUUCUCUUCUUUUUUUUUUUCCUUUAAUUUUUUUCCUUAGUUGAUUAUUAUUCCUGUCUGGGCUGCAUACGUAGGUAAUGACCCUUGUUAAAAAUGGGUUUGGACAUUCAAAACCACUUUCAAUUUUUCUUUUUUUCACAUUUUUAUCAGGCUUUUCCAUUUUAAGGCUUUGUUGACUGUCAUCAGGAAGAUGCUAAGUGUUUUUUAACUAUCUGCUCGAUCUCUGUCUGUUGGCAACUGAAGCCGAGCUGUAGGUCUUGCCACUUGGAUGACUCCUCUGCUAGAGCAAGAUACAUGGUUAAUCAUGUUAUCUGGUUGCAGACAGUUGAUGUCUAGAGCACAUGCUAGAGUAGCGCCCCCUGCUGCCACCACAUAACACCCACACUUGAUGACAUCAGCUGUUCAGUGCUUUCUGUCUCUGAUAGGAAAUUAAGUGACCGCAUUUGUGAUUAAUGUCCUUGGAGUACCUCAAUAUAUUACUGAAGAUGGCUGGAGUUCAUUACCAUUUUGUAAUUUGGGAAAAUAUUGAAACAAUUUCUAACGAAUAUGGGCUAAGGAAUGGGAAAUAGCUGUUUGAAAACUGCUUAGAGAAAAUGUUUGCCAAAAUGAAUUGAAAGUGCAACCAACUACCCACCCCCUUUACGGCUCUUCAAGACGAGCAAAUGACCAUUAUUUCUUGAGGUUGUAACUUCUUUUUUUUUUCCCAAAUCAUUUUAAGUUGAACUUGGCUUUGUGUUUUAAUCAGGCACAGUUAGAUCUCUGUCUGAUCUGUCAUGUAAACUGCAGACCUCCGCUCAUCCAGACUACUUCCAAGUGUCAUUGAAUCAAUUACAUUAAAAAUUGCAUUUCUUAUUCUA